Molecule: messenger RNA, 4162 nt
Organism: Plutella xylostella (diamondback moth)
Lineage: Eukaryota; Metazoa; Arthropoda; Insecta; Lepidoptera; Plutellidae
Product: 5-oxoprolinase
Biological process (GO): glutathione metabolic process
Cellular component (GO): cytosol
Molecular function (GO): 5-oxoprolinase (ATP-hydrolyzing) activity
Source: RefSeq, a predicted model, not a curated record
UUGUUUUGAUUGUGAUUGAUUGUUCAUUUUAAAUUUUAUUAUUUUUGAAAACUUUAAACUCCUAGAACUAUGUGUAAUUAGUUAUUAUACUAGUUCUUGUUCUCCAGUGUACUUCAUUUGAUUGAAACAGGAUAUCAAUUUAAAAAUACCGUCUUGUUAUCUUUAAUAAGAGUUUACCGGGGAUAAACGCUCACCCUCCACAAAUGGCCCCACCCCACGGCUUCCAGUUCGCCAUAGACCGAGGCGGUACCUUCACGGAUGUCUACGCGAGGUGUCCCAACGGGAAAGUGAGGGUCAUGAAGCUACUGUCAGUAGAUCCGAAGAACUACAGCGAUGCUCCCACUGAGGCCAUCAGGAGGAUAUUGCAGGAGGAAACCGGCAACGCGUUAGACAAGGACGGCAAAGUGAAUGCCUCCCUCAUAGAAUGGAUUCGGAUGGGUACGACCGUCGCUACCAACGCCCUGUUGGAGAGAAAGGGAGAGAAGAUGGCUCUGGUCAUCAACAAGGGGUUCCAGGAUCUGUUGUAUAUUGGGAAUCAGGCGCGACCGCAUAUCUUUGAGCUGGACAUAAAACGCCCCAGCGUCCUCUACUCAUCUGUAGUCGAAAUCGACUGUCGCGUCAUACCAGCUCUAGAAGACAAAUGCCAACUACAAAAGGACCAAUGGCGAGCCUCCAUCGGUACCACUGGAGAGAAGAUGCUGGUAAUGAAAGAGAUAGACGAAGAGGAAGUGAGAGGCAAGCUGACGAAGCUGAGAGAGAGCGGGAUAGAUAGUAUAGCGGUGGUGCUGGCUCACAGUUACACGUUUCAUGAACAUGAGUUGGUAAUUGGCAGGAUUGCUAAGGAACUGGGCUUCAAACAGAUCUCCCUAUCCCACGAAGUCACCUCAAUGGUGCGUCUAGUAGCCCGCGGGUUCACUUGUUCAGCGGACGCGUACCUUACGCCUCACAUCAAGGAGUAUGUCAGGUCUUUCUGUGCCGGCUUCAGCGAGGAUAUAGCUAGGACCAACGUGCUGCUGAUGCAGUCUGAUGGGGGGCUUACGCCUAUGGAUAAAUUCAUCGGUUCCCGCGCGAUACUGUCGGGCCCGGCCGGCGGGGUCGUCGGGUACGCCGUCACUUCCUACCAGAAAGAUACAGACCUGCCCGUUAUAGGGUUCGACAUGGGCGGCACGUCGACGGACGUGUCUCGCUACGCGGGUUCCUUGGAGCACGUGCACGAGGCCACCACCGCCGGCGUCACCAUACAGGCGCCGCAACUCGACAUAAACACAGUGGCAGCCGGUGGAGGCUCGAUGCUAUUCUUCCGCUCGGGGCUGUUCGUGGUGGGCCCGGAGUCGGCGGGCGCGCACCCCGGCCCCGCCUGCUACAGGAAGCAGGGGCCUCUUACUGUCACAGACUCAAACUUAGUCCUCGGGAGGCUGCUACCGGAAUACUUUCCUAAAAUCUUCGGCCCAAACGAAAACGAAGCUCUAGACAAGGAGGCGUCUUUGAAGAAGUUCAGGGAAUUGACGGACGAAAUCAACCAGUUUAUGAAGGAAACUGGCGGGAAACCGAUGACCGUUGAAGAAGUAGCGAUGGGAUUCACUAACGUCGCCAACGAAGCCAUGUGUCGACCAAUCAGAGCACUAACAACAGCGCGCGGCCACGACGCCUCGCGCCACGCACUAGCAACAUUCGGCGGCGCCGGCGGGCAGCACGCGUGCGCCGUCGCUGCCGCGCUCGCCAUCCACUCCGUGCGUCUUCAUAAAUAUGCAGGUAUCCUAUCAGCCUACGGCAUGGCAUUAGCAGACGUGGUUCACGAAGCUCAAACACCAUCAGCCGCUAAAUACACCCCCGAGUAUUAUGCUGAGCUGGAGACUCAACUGGACAAGCUCUCUGAACAGUGCCGGGAGAAACUACGCUCUCAGGGCUUCUCCGACUCUCAAAUCGUGUUGGAGCCGUACCUCCACCUGCGCUACUCGGGCACGGACUGCGCGCUCAUGGUAGCCCCACUGCAGGCUGGACAGAAGGAAACUAGCUGCCGAUAUGGAGACUUCUAUACUGCUUUUAUACAGAGGUACAAGAACGAGUUCGGCUUCACGCUGACUAACCGAGACGUGUUGGUCGACGACAUCCGAGUGAGAGGCAUCGGCAAGAGCGAGAUAGCCGAGGAAACAGCGCCGCCUAGCGGCAAGGGGACGACACCUGUCGCUGAGAAGACAGUCCAAGUGUACUUCGAGGGCGGCUACCAGGACACUCAAGUCUACUUGCUGGAAAAACUCAGCCCUGACCAGGAGAUACUAGGGCCAGCUAUUAUCAUGGACAAUCUUUCUACUAUACUGGUCGAGCCGAACUGUCGAGCGGCUAUAACAAAACAAGGGGACAUCAACAUCACAAUCGGCUCGGGACAAGCGAAGAAAAUCACCACAGACCUGGAGCCGAUACAGCUCAGCAUAUUCUCGCACAGAUUCAUGUCGAUAGCCGAACAGAUGGGCAGAAUCCUCCAACGCACCUCCAUAUCCGUGAACAUCAAGGAGCGGCUCGACUUCUCCUGUGCACUGUUCGGCGCGGACGGCGGGCUGGUGUCCAACGCGCCGCACAUCCCCGUGCACCUGGGCUCCAUGCAGGAUACUGUGCAGCACCAGAUGCGCGUCCGCGGCGGCACCAUGAAGCCCGGCGAGGUGUACCUGGCCAACCACCCAAAGGCGGGAGGCUCGCAUCUGCCAGACUUGACUGUCAUCACACCCGUGUUUCACAAAUCAGAACAGCUACCAAUAUUCUUCGUGGCGUCCCGCGGCCACCACGCCGACAUCGGUGGCCUGACCCCGGGCUCCAUGCCGCCCCACUCGACUAGCUUGUCGGAGGAGGGAGCUGCGUUCAAGAGCUUCCUGCUGCUAGAUGAACAGGGGUUCAGGGAGAAAGAACUUGUUGAAGAACUGAUGAAGCCAGCUCAAGAACCAGGGUGCUCUGGCACCAGGAACUUAGCUGACAACCUGUCGGAUUUGAAGGCGCAAGUCGCAGCCAAUCAAAAGGGCAUCCAACUAGUGGGCGAGCUGAUAGAACAGUACGGUUUAGACGUGGUGCAAGCGUACAUGUCUCAUAUACAGAAGAACGCAGAGGUGGCCAUCAGGGAUAUGCUUAAGCAAAUAGCUAAGAAGGCGAUAGAGACGACCGGUUCACCAGUACUGAAGGCCACAGAGUAUAUGGACAACGGCACUCCCAUUACACUCACCGUCACACUGGAUCAAGAGAAGGGAGGCGCUAUUUGUGACUUUACCGGCACCGGUGCAGAAGUGUGGGGCAACCUGAACGCCCCUCGUGCUAUCACUCUGUCCGCUCUCAUCUACUGCCUGCGCUGCAUGGUGGGCCAUGACGUGCCGUUGAACCAGGGUUGCCUCACCCCAGUGCAAGUGAUAGUGCCACCCGGCUCCAUCCUGGACCCGUCAGAGACCGCGGCCGUGGUCGGCGGCAACGUGCUCACGUCGCAGCGGGUCGUCGAUGUCGUGUUGAAGGCUUUCCAGGUGUGCGCCGCUUCCACGGGUUGCAUGAACAACCUCACCCUCGGAGAAGAGGACUGGGGCUACUAUGAAACGGUGGCUGGAGGCAGCGGGGCGGGACCAGGCUGGCAUGGAGCGAGCGGAGUGCACACUCACAUGACCAACACUCGCAUCACGGAUGUGGAAAUAGCAGAGCGGAGGUACCCGGUCGUCGUGAGCGCCUUCACGCUGCGCCACGGCUCCGGGGGACGAGGUCGUUGGAACGGCGGCGACGGUGUGACCCGAGAGCUGAUAUUCCGCCGCUCCAUGCAAGUUUCAGUGCUGACUGAACGCAGGGCCUUCCAGCCUUAUGGCAUGAACGGUGGUGAAGCGGGCGCGCGGGGUUUGAACCUGCUACAGCGGGCGGACGGCCGAAUUAUCAACCUCGGAGGGAAGACCAGUGUCAAGGCGUUUGCUGGGGACAAAUACAUAAUGAACUCGCCAGCGGGGGGCGGCUACGGACUGCCAACAGACGAAGAUAUCAACAAGGAGGAUAAAGUUUACAGCGAGUUUCUGCAAAGAGGUUCUGUUUAUGAGUAUAAGAGUGCGCAGGAGUCUGUUUGAAUGAAUUGCGUUGUUGUUUAGGUGAUAAUGUUGGAUGUUGCACAAAAUUUUGAGGUGGAUUUUGAGAGUGAAUAAACCGAUGCUGU